GCCACCUCCAAUGAGCAGCAAGAUCUCUUCUGUCAGAAGUUGCAGCAGUGUUGUGUGCUCUUUGACUUCAUGGACUCUGUUUCUGACCUGAAAAGCAAAGAAAUCAAGAGAGCAACAUUGAAUGAACUGGUUGAAUAUGUUUCAACAAAUCGUGGAGUGAUUGUUGAAUCAGCUUAUGCAGACAUAGUAAAAAUGAUUAGUUCUAAUAUUUUCAGAACACUUCCACCUAGUGAUAACCCAGAUUUUGAUCCAGAGGAAGAUGAACCAACUCUUGAAGCCUCAUGGCCUCACAUACAGUUGGUGUAUGAAUUUUUCCUGAGAUUUUUAGAGAGCCCAGACUUUCAGCCGAGCAUUGCGAAGCGAUACAUUGACCAGAAGUUUGUACAGCAGUUGCUGGAGCUCUUUGAUAGCGAAGAUCCACGAGAACGUGAUUUCCUAAAGACAGUUCUUCAUCGAAUUUAUGGAAAAUUCCUUGGUUUAAGAGCAUUCAUCAGGAAACAGAUAAACAACAUUUUCCUCAGGUUUAUAUAUGAAACCGAGCACUUCAAUGGUGUUGCUGAGCUUCUUGAGAUAUUAGGAAGUAUUAUCAAUGGUUUUGCACUGCCACUGAAAGCAGAGCACAAACAGUUCCUCAUGAAAGUUCUGAUUCCCAUGCAUACUGCAAAGGGAUUAGCUUUGUUUCACGCACAGCUGGCCUAUUGUGUUGUACAGUUCCUGGAAAAAGACACAACCUUAACAGAGCCUGUAAUCAGAGGACUGCUGAAAUUUUGGCCAAAAACUUGCAGUCAGAAAGAGGUAAUGUUCUUAGGUGAAAUUGAAGAAAUCCUAGAUGUAAUAGAACCAACACAAUUCAAAAAAGUAGAAGAGCCUCUAUUUAAGCAAAUAUCCAAGUGUGUAUCAAGUUCACAUUUUCAGGUUGCAGAAAGAGCAUUGUACUUCUGGAAUAAUGAAUAUAUUCUUAGUUUGAUUGAGGAGAACAUUGAUAAAAUUCUACCAAUUAUGUUUGGCAGUUUAUACAAGAUCUCCAAAGAACACUGGAAUCCCACCAUCGUGGCACUCGUGUACAACGUGCUGAAGACACUGAUGGAGAUGAACGGCAAGCUCUUCGAUGAGCUCACCAGCUCCUACAAAGCAGAGAGGCAAAGAGAGAAGAAGAAGGAAUUGGAACGUGAGGAGCUGUGGAGAAAGCUAGAGGAGCUGAAGCUGAAGAAGGCCUUGGCAGAAAAACAGAACAGCACUCACAACGUGCUGAAUGCACACAACUCAAGUGCCAAAUAAACAAAAUGACAACCUCUACACAACAGAUGUACUUUUUUCCUACCCUUUUGAAAUAUAGAAAAACUUGCAAAAUAAACCUCAUCAGUAUAAUAGGAACAGCCGACUUUUUCUCUGGCAAAAUGUAAAUGAAAAAGAUUUAAGUUCAGCAGUUAAGUGAUGUCAUUACCACAGCAUAUUGUAAAUUUUGUCUAAUUAUUGAUAUAUUGUCACUUCCAACGUUUCAUAGAACUGAAUUACCUUUAAUGAGUGAAAUAAUUAUGGGAGUGGUGAGAACUAUGACUUGAAUUUUUGAUUGUGUUGCACAUAGGUGGUAUAGUUUGCUCUGUACAUUUUUUUUCCUUGUUUUAUACGUGCUUUUCACAGCGCUGCAUACCUUGGUUAAGACUAUAGAAGAGGCUUCUAGUUGUGCUGUAUUUUCUCAAAUAAAACCAAGGUACGUUACCAGGAACUUGAGACAUCUGCUAUGUGCCCCUCGCAACGCCGAA
This is a messenger RNA of Tinamus guttatus (white-throated tinamou), 1763 nucleotides long. The record is from RefSeq and is a predicted model, not a curated record. NCBI's taxonomy places the organism in Eukaryota, Metazoa, Chordata, Aves, Tinamiformes, Tinamidae.